ACUUAACACGAGAGUCAGAUAAUUGUUUUCAUUUUGCACACCUAAAAAAAAUGAAGAGAAAACAAACGGUCAGACGAUCACACGAAGUUACCACCAGCACUUCAAUCGCCGGCGAUCAAAAAGCGGUGACAUUCAAACCCAAGUCAAAACCCAAAACCCAACAAAAAUGUAGGACUACGUCGAGAUCAUCAUCAUCAUCAGCACUAUCUUCAUUAAUAUUAAAUACCAACGUUUUGAACAAGUCAUUAUCAUCCACGACAAUGAUGAUGACAUUGAAACCUAAUUUCUUUAGAGUCGAUGCUCUCGAACUUGCUCCUAGAUUGCUGGGCAAGUACCUCCGUAAAGACGACGUCGUUCUGCAGAUUACUGAGGUAGAAGCUUAUAGGUCCACUGAUUCAGCUUGUCAUGGCAGAUUUGGUAUUACUUCAAGAACUGCCCCUAUGUUUGGACCUGGAGGACAUGCAUAUGUUUACCUGUGUUAUGGUAUCCAUAGUAUGCUCAAUAUUGUGGCAGACAAAGAAGGAGUGGGAGCAGCAGUCUUAAUCCGUUCCUGUGCUCCAGUUAGUGGAUUGGAGACCAUUCAGCAACGUCGAGGUCUGAAAACCGACAAACCUGUUCUUCUUACUGGACCUGGGAAGAUUGGUCAAGCACUGGCAAUUUCUACAGAAUGGUCCAGCCAUCCUCUUUUUGAGCCUGGUGGUUUAGAAGUACUAGAUGGACCAGAACCGGAAGAGAUACUGAUUGGGCCUCGGGUUGGCAUAGAUUAUGCAUUACCGGAGCAUGUUAAUGCAUUGUGGAGAUUUGCAAUUGCUGGUACAUUGUGGAUAAGUGCUCCUAAAAAUACCCUUCGUCCACCCUGAAUUUAAGGUUGAUGACAGUGAAAUUUUAUAUGGAGUUGCGGCUUUAAUGAGAAGUUGAAGGUUUAUAAAUAUAAUCCUUUUUUUUUUGCCUUCUCUCUGGCUUCAACUCUGAAUAUUAUGAUAUGUAACCUUAAAUAUAUGUAUAUAAACUGAACCCGUGACUGCCAAAAGAUCUUUAUAUAGGUAGCUCUUUUUGCUAAUAUGCUACCACUGAGUAAUUGCAUCUA
This is a messenger RNA of Daucus carota subsp. sativus, 1087 nucleotides long. RefSeq names its product DNA-3-methyladenine glycosylase. Gene Ontology annotation, biological process: base-excision repair. The transcript has 6 exons. The record is from RefSeq and is a predicted model, not a curated record. Gene Ontology annotation, molecular function: alkylbase DNA N-glycosylase activity; DNA binding. NCBI's taxonomy places the organism in Eukaryota, Viridiplantae, Streptophyta, Magnoliopsida, Apiales, Apiaceae. Bases 51 to 860 code for a protein of 269 amino acids.